This is a messenger RNA of Closterium sp. Naga37s-1, 603 nucleotides long. NCBI's taxonomy places the organism in Eukaryota, Viridiplantae, Streptophyta, Zygnematophyceae, Desmidiales, Closteriaceae. The record is from the annotation of a GenBank genome assembly.
AUGGUACAGUACGUACUGCUCACUGUUUCCCUUCCAUCCCCCCCCUCGUUCGAACUCGCCGCCAAACCCUAUCCCCCAUCCUCCCCUUCCUCCCUCUCUCGUCCACACUCGCCCCGCUCUCACACUGCUAACGCAGCGAACCCCAAGGGUGGGGAUGGGGGGAGUGGGGGAGGCCGCUGGCAGGGGGGUGGGGAGGGGCUGCUACUGCAGCAUGAUGAGAAGUUCGGGUCCAAGGGGGCUAAUGCAGAGAAGUUCGGGCCCAAGGGGGCCAACGCAGCGAACCCCAGUGCAGGGGGGAGGCCGCCAGCAGGGGGAAAGGGGAAGGGCGGUGGGGCAGCAGCGGAGGGGGGCGAUGGGUUUGACUAUCACAUGGGGCUGUCGACCCGCCCCCCCUGGUAUUGCAGGACAGGCACCAGCGGGGGCAGCAGGAGGGCAGCAGCGGAGGGGGCCGAUGGGUUUGACUACCACAUGGGGUUGUCGACCUGCCCGUCCGGGUGCAUGUAUGGUGCUACCUGUAGGGCAUAUCACAUGCCAUGCAUGGCGGCUAGUGCUCUCUUUAGGGGAGGGGGAAGGGAAGAACUGGGGGAACCAGGAGGGAUCUAA